Melospiza melodia melodia is the source of this 750-nucleotide messenger RNA. Its product is annotated as basic proline-rich protein-like. NCBI's taxonomy places the organism in Eukaryota, Metazoa, Chordata, Aves, Passeriformes, Passerellidae. Bases 1 to 750 code for a protein of 249 amino acids. The record is from RefSeq and is a predicted model, not a curated record. The transcript has a single exon.
AUGCCAAAAACUUUCCGGACGAGUCGAACCCUUAUCUACCAUUCCAAGUCAACAAGAGAGAAACACCGUACCAGAGGCUCCUCUACCCCCAGGACAGGGGUGACAGGGCGCCCCGGCCGUGCCGCAGCACCUGCGGACCCUUCACCCACGGGGCGGUGCCCCCGACACCCGCACACCGAGCCCGGGCCGCCCCGCACACGGCACCGCCGGAGCCCCGCGAUGCCCAGGGCAGAGCGGAGCGGGCGCGCCGCUGCCCCCGACCCGCAGCCCUGCACCGAGGGGACGGAGAGCGGGCCCGGGAACUACGGCAGCCAUGAACCGCCCGAACCCAGCGCUCCCCCGGGGCCCCGCCGGAGCGGCCCCGCCGCGCCCUUUGUUUGGCAGCGGGAGCGCCGCCUCCCCCACAGCCCGUGCCCUUCCCCUGCCCUUCCGCGGCCGGCCCGUACCCCCUGCCUUCCCGCCAACACUCACCCCACGGCCGGGCGCUCUCGGCCCCUGCGGCGGCUGCUCGAGCCCAGCAGGACCCUGACACGGAGGGAGGCGGCGGUCCCGAGCGCUGCUCAGCUGGGCCCGGCGGCGCCCGCCAUCUUCCGCCACUGCACUCCGCCCGCCCGGGCCGUGACGCGCGGGGGCGGCUCCGCCGGCUCCGGCCGCGCCCAUCGCCGCGAGCGGCGGCAACAGCGGGCACGGGCCCGGCCCUGCCCGGGAGCUGCGGGCACCGCCGGCCCGGCGCGGAGCGGGCCUGGCUGA